This is a messenger RNA of Debaryomyces fabryi, 2205 nucleotides long. RefSeq lists its product as uncharacterized. Gene Ontology annotation, cellular component: HDA1 complex. The transcript has a single exon. The record is from RefSeq and is a predicted model, not a curated record. NCBI's taxonomy places the organism in Eukaryota, Fungi, Ascomycota, Pichiomycetes, Serinales, Debaryomycetaceae. Bases 1 to 2205 code for a protein of 734 amino acids.
AUGAAUCUCAUGGAUAUGCUCUCGGGGGAGGCACGAGAUGAUAUCUACCAGACUAGUGACAUGCAAUUAGUAUUAGAUGAGAAUGAUCCAUUAACUGAAUCUACGAAUAUUGUUAUUACCCAACCUGAAAAUGGUGUAUACUAUUUACCUUCUGUCCUCACUCAAUUACAAAAGGAUUUAAUGGAGACUGUACUUCAUAUAUUUAGCUUAGAUUUGCUUGAUGAAAUUCGUACAAAAAGAGAAAGGAGUAGUAUAAAUAGUUUGCUCGAUAAUACAGUACCUGAAUUCGAUGCAAUGAAUGAUACGAAUAAUGAAUCUAUGAAUAAAUAUGAUAAAGUAAGCCUAUUAUUUGAACAACUAAGACUCAUAACAAAACAUCCAUCUUUAUUAGUUGAUCAUUUUAUGCCUAAGAAGUUAUUGUUACUGGAAGUCAAUGAAAGAUUGGCAAGUUUAUCAGGAAAAUUUCAAUUAUUUAAUAGACUUCUUGAUUCAUUUAUUGAUAACAAUAGUCUGAACCACAAAAGUAUAAACAUUGGUGAUAAAGAUUUUCAUAUAUUGGUUGUAGCGGAAAGCGUCAAGGAAUUAGAGCUUAUAGAAGGGUUAAUUAUUGGAAAGAAGUUGCAUUACAACAAUUUGAGUAGUGAAAAACUAUACAACGAUAAUAGCGGGAAGCAAAAGUUUAAGCGGGAAGUAGAUAAUAUAGAUGAUGAUUCUCGCAGAAAAAGGAAGCACCACUCAUCAGCAACACAUACAAAGAAAAAUGGCCAUUCACUUUGUUUAUCAUUAGCAACAUCACAACAAUUGUACAAUAAUUACUCAGGUUCGUUUGAGAAUCUGCAAAUUAAUCUAAUAUUUUCAUUUGAUUCAAACAUUGAUACUCAAAGUCCUAGUAUGGGACUCAUAAGGUCCAACAAUUUGCCAAACAGACCAGACACAUUAUUGGGAUCUGAUUCGAUUACGCUAAAAACUCCUAUUUUUAUACCAAUAUUAAAUUUUUCAAUCGAACAUAUAAUACUUCAAAUGCCACAGAAGAAGGGUAAUAAUAAUUUCAACUUGAAUAAUAAUACCACUAAUAGCCCAAUUUAUAAAUGGAAACUUCAAGUGUUGAACUCCUUUGCUGUUAAUAGACGCGAAGCAUACGAGGAUAAUGAUCAUGACUUCUUUUUAGAAAAUUAUGGUAGUAAUAUGUCAUUAUUGUCUGAAUGGUUUUAUAAAUGGGAUAUUAUGAGAUUUCCGUUCGAAGAUAACAAUGCAUUGACGAAAUUUAAUGAUAGAUUGAAAUUGAACUUUACUGAUGAUCAACUAGCGAGGGAGCUUCAAGUUAAUUAUUUGUAUAAAUUUGGCUAUUUCAUUGAGGACCUACACAAAGAUGACAUGGAAGUUGAUGAAAGCGUAAAUAAAAUGAAAAUUGAUCACGAACAUUACAAACUAGAAGUAUUUAACUACAAAACGUUCAAAUCAAAAUUUGCUCUGCUCAUAUACGACCGCGUAUGCCAGAUUGAACGAGCAAUUGAUAUAAAGCAUAAGAAAGUGUUGCCUUCAUUGAGACUAGCUGAAAGCUUGAGACAGUCAACAAUCGAUGAAGAUGAGGAUGCCAUUAGUAAUAACUAUAGAAAAUUAAGAAAAUUAAAUGACGAGGCAAAUCUUGCUGACAAGAAGAUGAGUAGAGCUGAAUCUGACACGGAAAAGUUUCAAGAACACAAAUUGCAACUGGAAUUUAAGGUUCAAUUCUUGCGUAAUAACUUGGUAGACGAAAUUAGAGCGGAGGAAGAGUUAGUUAAGACAUUAUCUUCACAAGAAAAGCUAAUUGAGGAAUUGAAUAAAGAAUUAGAAAAUACAACCUCAGAGUAUGAAAGGUUAUGCGAAGAGAAUAAUGCAAUGAGUGUAAAGUAUCAGAAUAGUUCUGCGGAUGCGGUUCAAUUAUCUUCUAAAUUAGUAGUUCUAAAAGAUGCAAACACCAAAUUAGAAGGAAAAUUAAAUGGUGCUGGUAUACAGCUAUUACCUUCGUUAAUAAAUAAGGAUGAGCUUAUAAAUCAUGAGGUGGAGUUGAAUAAAUUGAAGAAGGAGAACGAAUUCAUUUUACGUUUCUUCGAUGAAAAACUAGACAAGUUAAUUAAGGAAAGAACCUCAUUAAUGGAAAGUACGUCCAAUGGCUCUAGUAGCAGGCCUACUAAUAGAAUAAGUAGAGCCUCUACGCCAUUUUGA